AUGGUAAAUCCAUUGACUAAAUUUAGUAACAGUUCAACCAUGCUACUUGAAAAUUCUAAGACAAGUGAUGACAAGCAAAAUAAUUACAGGUCACAUGAACUAUCAAUUGAUACUACUAUGAAGAAUUCUUUAGAAGAAUCUGAUGAUAUUAUGAAUGAUCCUAGUAGUAAUAUUAUAAUAGCAGGUCUCUCGGAUACUCAAACAAGUAGCGUUUGGAAUAAGAUCAAUCAAGAAGAAUUAGAAUAUACAGGAGUCACUACCAUUGAGAAUUUUCUUGAGGCUGAAUUAGAUGGAGAAGAAAAUAACGAAGUUCGAUGGUUUCAAGAAUCUACCAUUAUUCGAAUGAAUACACAUUGGUAUAGAAGACCUAAUAUCUACAUGUUAUGCAUUUUAAGUUCUGUGCUAUGUAUUUCUCAUAUGCUUAUAUUAACACCUAUGAUUGAAUUAUCGAUGAGGAAGAUUUGCUUUUCAAUUUAUGACGUAGAAAAUGUCAACGAUAAAAAAUGCAAUUCUUCUGAGAUUCAAAUGAUCAUGUCCAGCAUAUCAUCAUCGACAAUGAUUAUCACAGGUAUCUUGGGGAUGUUCACGUCGGGGAAAUGGGGUCAAUGGUCUGACGAAUAUGGGAGGCUAUUUGUAUUUAGAUAUAUUGCAAUCUUCCGAUUAAUCGGGUUUGUUUUACAGAUCUACUCUGUAUCACCCUAUGUUCACUAUAAUAAAUGGUUAAUUAUUGUAGCUUCAUCGUUUGAUUCUAUAGGCGGUGGGUUUUUCACCAUUAUUGCCAAUUCGAAUAGUUUUAUUGCAGAUAUAACACCUGCUAAAGAUCGUGCCACCGUUAUAAGUAUUUUAAUGAGUGUAGUAAGUGCAUCCAUGGGGGCUGGUCCCAUGAUUGGAUCGAUCUUGGUCAAAUAUAACAGAUAUUGUCCAUUAAUUGUGGCAUUGGUAUUAGUGGUUAUAUUUAUAUUACUAUGUAGUGGGGUAGUAGUGGAACCAAGACACAAAGAAGCAUUAACCUAUUCUAAAUUGGAACGCUUACAUAGAAUACAAUCCGAUGAAAUCCAUAGAGAUAUACAGGCUGGAAAUUCAUGGGUCAAAACAAUUUACCGUCAUUUCUUACAAUCUUUUGAACCUCUAAAAAAAUUAUGGAUAAAUACUCAUGAUGAACAUGAUAGACGCAAGGGAUUAAGUCCAAGAUACACGGUACUCUUAUUAGUAUUCUUAGACAUCUUAUACAUAUGUUCUACUCAAGCCCAUUUCCCAGCACUGAUAUUAUUUACCACAUUCAAAUAUAACUGGAAAUCAGUUGAACUAGGAUAUUUCAUCUCGUUCUUAGGGUUCGGCAAGUCAUUGAUUCUUUUGGUGGCUGCACCUUGGCUGAUGUAUUAUUUGAAGAAACAUUACCCAAUCAACGAAAACCAUAUGGACCGCAUCGAUAUCCUCAGUAUUAGAAUAUCAUUUCUGUUUAUAUCUCUGGGUACUUGGAUUUUUAUCACGUUCAAUAAAUACGUUCCAUCGAUCCUUACCUAUGCUAUAUGCGCUAAUUUAGGGGCAUUUGUCCCUGCCACAUUACAAGCUACAGUUAUUAAAUACUGUGACCAGAAAAAUACCGGCUCAAUCUACGGAGCCAUUGCAUUAGUUCGUGGUGCAGUAAUGCUGGUAACCCCAGCCAUACUACUGAAAAUAUACGGGUUAACUAUCGAGACAGCAGCAGAAACUUUUAUGUUUGUCCCCGGUGUAUGCACUGUCACUGCAUUGGCCCUAUCCCUUGUUUACUUGUACGAGUAG
Messenger RNA from Henningerozyma blattae CBS 6284, 1782 nucleotides. RefSeq lists its product as uncharacterized. Bases 1 to 1782 code for a protein of 593 amino acids. Gene Ontology annotation, biological process: transmembrane transport. Gene Ontology annotation, molecular function: transmembrane transporter activity. The transcript has a single exon. The record is from RefSeq and is a predicted model, not a curated record. Lineage: Eukaryota; Fungi; Ascomycota; Saccharomycetes; Saccharomycetales; Saccharomycetaceae. Gene Ontology annotation, cellular component: membrane.